Molecule: messenger RNA, 799 nt
Organism: Argiope bruennichi
Lineage: Eukaryota; Metazoa; Arthropoda; Arachnida; Araneae; Araneidae
Product: HIG1 domain family member 2A, mitochondrial-like
Exons: 3
Coding region: 205-534 (109 amino acids)
Biological process (GO): mitochondrial respirasome assembly
Cellular component (GO): mitochondrion
Source: RefSeq, a predicted model, not a curated record
UUUGUUUGUUAUAUUAUAACUCACAGAAAAUCGAAACAUGAAUUAUUAUUAAGUUUGGUAGACCACCAUGAUUACUGUUUUUUGUUAAUUUUCAGUUUGUAAAUACUCUGCUCUAGAUAUCUAAAGAAACUCCAUAGGAUUCGUAAUCGCAAAUUUCAACCUUUAUAUAUCUAAAAUUUUUCUGAAGUGCUGUUUGGCCAGAAGAUGUCUAAAGAUUAUCCAGACUCAUCACUUUCAGAGAGGGAAAGAUUAGAAUGGUUGGAAACUUUUGAGCAAAUUUCUGAAAUUCAAGCUCAAGAAAAGAAAGGGAUUAGAGAUAGAAUGAUAAACAAAAUAAAAAGUAAUCCUUUUGUCCCCAUUGGGAUGUUGGCAACAACAGCUGCAUUGAGCUAUGGUGUAUAUUCAAUGCGAAGUGGUAAUAAGAAGAGGUCUCAGCAAAUGAUGCGAGCUAGAGUCCUUUGUCAAGGAUUUACAAUUGCUGCUUUACUUGUGGGUAUUGUUGUUGCAGCCAAAACAAAACCUUCAAAAAAUUAAUGUCUAAAUAGUGUAUAUUUUGUAAACAUUCAGUGUACAUAGACAACUGAAUAAAUUUCUAGCUGCUGAAAACUUAAAAAUACCUUUUAUAAGGUAAUUGGAAAAUUGUAUAGUUAUUAUUCUUUGGCUUUUAAGAUAAAUUAUCUUAAUCACACUUACUUAAUAGAAUAUUGUAUACUUAUCUGAAUGUCUUUUGUUCAUAUGCUCUAUAUGUUUCUAUGCAUGUCAUUAUGACUUCAUUGGCAAUAAAGUUUUCAAGACGGUG